Messenger RNA from Hirsutella rhossiliensis, 1968 nucleotides. RefSeq names its product calcineurin-like phosphoesterase domain-containing protein. NCBI's taxonomy places the organism in Eukaryota, Fungi, Ascomycota, Sordariomycetes, Hypocreales, Ophiocordycipitaceae. The record is from RefSeq and is a predicted model, not a curated record. The coding region runs from base 1 to 1968 and encodes 655 amino acids. Gene Ontology annotation, biological process: GPI anchor biosynthetic process. Gene Ontology annotation, cellular component: endoplasmic reticulum. The transcript has 3 exons.
AUGGAUCGUCGAAUCGUAUCGAAGCUGCACAGGCUGUACCGCACCUCGUGGCGACGGGUGCAGCCGCUAUGGACAUGGGCUCGCGGCCCGGGGAGGCAUUCCGCGACGGUGCUGACGCGGAGCGUGCUGGAUCGAAUGGGCAGGAAUCUGGCUCCCCGGCGGCUGCUGAGCUUCCCGCACGCGCUGGUCCUCGUGUGGGUGGUGAUACUCAUGUGGGGAGAGCGCUGGGUCUUUGACAGCAAGGUUGAAGACUGCGCCUGGAAGAAUUGGGAGAAAUGGCCCAAAGGAGCGAGGCCUCACCACCUGAUCUUCGUCGCCGACCCUCAAAUCAUCGAUCCGCACUCGUACCCCGGCCGCCCGUGGCCGCUGUCGGCCCUGACGGUCCUCAUCACCGACAACUACAUGCGGCGAGGCUUCGCCGCCCUCCAGCGCCAGCUCCAUCCCGACAGCCUCUUCUUCCUCGGCGAUCUCUUCGACGGCGGGCGCGAGUGGAAGACGCGGCUGGGCGGCUUCGUAGACCCCAAAUGGGGCAACGACCGGUCCGGCCAGGAGAAGAAGUGGGUUAAGACGUGGCAUCGCAAGUACGGCGACGACUACUGGCUUCGCGAGUACCGGCGCUUCAACGGCAUCUUUACCGACUCGUGGAACGUCGGAGGCGACGCUCCGGGGCCGUGGCAGAGGGGGCGGAAGCUCGUCGCAAGCUUGCCGGGCAACCAUGACCUGGGAUUCGGUGCCCAGGUCCAGGUCCCUGUCCGCGACCGCUUCAGCGCCUUCUUUGGCGACGUCAACCGCGUCGAUGUCAUUGGAAACCACACGAUUGUGUCGGUCGACACCGUCUCGUUGAGCGCCGACACGUCCUUGUACAAGAACAGCCACGACUUGCGACCCAUAUAUGGCCCCGUCAACGAGUUUCUGGGCCAGGUCCAGACCGCCAAACGGAGGGCGGUCCAGGAAGAGUUGAGGGCGUGGCACGCUGUAGAGCCGCGGCCGAGAUUCAGUCACAAGGUGGAAGACCUGGGCAGCUCAGACGUCAGCCGAUGGCCUAAGAGUGGCGACGCCAACAGCCCCGACUGGCCUACCAUCCUCCUCACGCACGUGCCGCUGUAUCGCGACCCAGGGACGCCAUGCGGUCCGCACCGCGAGCACUGGCCGCCGACGAGGCCGCCCAAGGGCCAGACGGGUCCAUACCAGAACGUGCUGAACCAGGAGGACUCGGUCAAGCUCAUCAAGAGCGUCGGCAACGUCACCCACGUGUUUUCCGGCGACGAUCACGACUACUGCGAGCUGGUGCACGCGGAGUCGAGGGGCGGCGUGCGGGAGAUUACGGUCAAGAGCUUCAGCAUGGCCAUGGGAGUGCCCACGCCGGGCUUCGUCAUGGCCAGCCUCUACAAUCCGGUUGGCGUCGACGGGAAGCCGAUGCCCGGGUCGCCCGAGAAGACGCUGCAGGCGCACCUCUGCCUGCUGCCGAACCAGAUUGGCACCUACAUCAGGUACGCUGCCUUUGUGAUGCUCACCCUCGUCAUCCUCGCCGCGCGAGCCUUUCUCGUGCCCAUUAUCCACCUGAAGCCGUUUGCGCUGGAGCCUGAGAAGCCAUGCACGGCCGUGCUUCCCGUCUACCAAGAAAAGGCCAAGGCGGAGCCGCCAAUCGUCUCUCCACGCCAUGCGCCCCUCCGCCCUACGGCAGCGGCGGCGACGUCGGGCGCGCGCAACAACUUGACGGCCAUGGACAGGGGCUCGCGGUGGUCGUCGUCCAAGAAGAGCAGGCAGAGCCGGCGAUGGGGGUGGGCGGGCGAAGAGGGCGGGCCGCGCAUCAAGCUCGACACCGACUUUUACGACGGCGGCAAGGAGUGGAAAACGGGCAGGGGGCGGCGGGUGCUGGGAACGUUUGGCAGGGAGAUGUGGACGACGACGUGGAGGGUCGCGUGGAUGGCAGCCGUGUUUUGGGCGUACUUGGCGAGGAAGGGGUGA